Messenger RNA from Lottia gigantea (owl limpet), 471 nucleotides. RefSeq lists its product as hypothetical. The transcript is spliced from 4 exons. The coding region runs from base 1 to 471 and encodes 156 amino acids. The record is from RefSeq and is a predicted model, not a curated record. Lineage: Eukaryota; Metazoa; Mollusca; Gastropoda; Lottiidae.
AUGGAUUUUGGAAUAGUUUACCAUUUAAUUUAUCUUUUAGCUUUCACAUCAGCAUCUUGUCCUAGUGGUUCAAAAUUCUAUCAAGCUCGGGGAUUAUGUUUUAAAUUGUUUACCGUUUCCAAGAACUAUACCGAAGCGGACAUAGCCUGUAAGGAUAAAGGUGGCAUAUUAGCAAGAAUCAAAGAUGGUGCCAUUCAGAACUUCACAGAGGACAAAUAUGCCGGAAAAUAUUUUUGGAUUGGUUUGGAAGAUGAUGAUAACGAUGGGGUGUACAUGUGGGCUGAUAACUCCUCAGCAAUGUACAAUAAUUGGCAAACUACACCACCCAGUGGUCGUUGUGCAAGAUACACGAAGAGUGGUCUUUGGAUAGCUGAAUUGUGUUCGGAAAUAUUGUGGUUCUUAUGUGAACUGCCUAAGGGACCCAACAAAUGGAAUUUUCUACCAUCGAUUAAUAACCACAGAUCUCAUUGA